Messenger RNA from Epithele typhae, 327 nucleotides. RefSeq lists its product as uncharacterized. Gene Ontology annotation, molecular function: iron chaperone activity; ferrous iron binding; 2 iron, 2 sulfur cluster binding. Gene Ontology annotation, cellular component: mitochondrion. The record is from RefSeq and is a predicted model, not a curated record. The transcript is spliced from 3 exons. Lineage: Eukaryota; Fungi; Basidiomycota; Agaricomycetes; Polyporales; Epitheliaceae. Gene Ontology annotation, biological process: iron incorporation into metallo-sulfur cluster; intracellular iron ion homeostasis. The coding region runs from base 1 to 327 and encodes 108 amino acids.
AUGGACAAGAUGUUGGAGUCUUUGGAGGACCUGCUCGACGAUUUUGCCGACCCAGAGUACGAAGUGGACUACGGGAGCGGGGUGCUCACCUUGAAGCUGGGCUGCCACGGCACAUACGUGAUCAACAAACAGCCCCCGAACAAGCAAAUAUGGUUGUCAUCUCCAUUGAGUGGACCGAAACGAUACGACUACGUGCCUGAAGACGACGGCUGGGUCUACUCGCGGGACGCGAGGUCGCUGAACGAUUUGCUCAAUCAAGAACUGAGCGAUAUUUUUGGCCGGACAAUCGAUCUUAGGCUGGCCAAUGUAUCUACUCAGACGCGCUGA